Messenger RNA from Glycine soja, 901 nucleotides. RefSeq names its product IMPACT family member in pol 5'region-like. Gene Ontology annotation, biological process: regulation of translational initiation. The coding region runs from base 74 to 646 and encodes 190 amino acids. Lineage: Eukaryota; Viridiplantae; Streptophyta; Magnoliopsida; Fabales; Fabaceae. The record is from RefSeq and is a predicted model, not a curated record. Gene Ontology annotation, cellular component: cytoplasm. The transcript is spliced from 5 exons.
AUUAUUAUUAAAACAAAAGAAAGAGAUUGAAGGGAGGAGGAGAAAGAAAAGGCCAUGGUUUCCAACGAGAGAAAUGCUAAAUCCUCCUACAGGUGAAGACCUUACAGCAAUCAUAGUGCACACACACACCUUACAGAUGCCUGUGGCGGUAACAAUACCCAGUUAUCAGCACCGCAUCUACGCUUUACUCUUCUCCAUCACCAAGGCCAAGAAAACCACCAUGGCCAGCACCAACAGCAGCAAUUCUGGUGGGGCCUUCACCACCAUCCAAGAAAGGGUCACUUUCGAGAAAGAGAUCAAAAAGAGCAAGUUCAUUGCCAUUGCUGGCCCCAUCCCGGACGAAAAAUCUGCCAUGUCUUUCCUUUCCCAGGUACGGGAUCCACGUGCCACCCACAAUUGUUGGGCUUAUAAGGUGGGGGAUCAAUACCGGUCCAAUGAUGACGGUGAGCCUUCAGGAACCGCUGGGAAACCAAUACAAACUGCUAUUGAUUCUUCAGGAAUAGAUAGAGUAAUGGUGGUUGUGAUCAGAUAUUUUGGGGGUAUCAAAUUAGGCACCGGAGGAUUGGCCAGGGCUUAUGGAGGAGUUGCAUCAGAAUGCUUGAGAAACGCCCCAACUUGCUUUGUGAAAACUAAGGUCAUUAAAUAAUAUUGGAGAUCCGCUUAUAACAGGGUUGACACACCAACAAGUACUUGAGUUGUCGAUGGGAAUGGGACUAGAGCCCAUUAUUUAGUUACAGCAAUGGACAUCCAUCUCCGUGUGAUUGGUGAUCCCAUGAAUGGAGUUCAAUGGGUAACAACGAAAUUGCUUGUUGACUAAAGUACACCAAAAUAAAAUUUUGUGGAGUUAUUUCAUUUCUCAUUCCUAUGACGAGGUGUAUUAUAAUUUGUGACAAUAUUAAGG